Molecule: messenger RNA, 1632 nt
Organism: Cicer arietinum (chickpea)
Lineage: Eukaryota; Viridiplantae; Streptophyta; Magnoliopsida; Fabales; Fabaceae
Source: RefSeq, a predicted model, not a curated record
UCUUGGGUAUAUAGAAAUUUUUUGUAUUUAAUUACACUACUUAUUUGUUUUUUGCAGAAAAAAAAUCAUAGGUAUUGAGAAUAAUUUUGAAGGUUAUUUAAUCAUCAAGUUCAUGGGAUCCUUCAUCAGAAUUGACUCACUUUGGAUUGAUUUUACCGAAUACUUUGAUAAGGAUGGCAACCCAAGGGAACCAUCUUCUACAAAUGUUGAUGAAAGUAAACCUGAUGAUGACAAUCACAAAAAAGAUGUUGUCAAUACUGAAACUCAGCAAGAUUCAAUCAAAGAAAUUAUUCCUGCAAUAAGAGAUAUCAAUCUUAAUGAUGUUAUUGAAUUGAGCAGUGACAGUGAUCAUAUGCAAAUUAGUGAUGAUAAUGAAAAUAAUUAUGAAUUUGUCAGAAGAACAGGGGAAAAUAAUGCUAAUCAUCGAGCAUCAAGCGUUCCAUCACCAUUGGAUUGUCAAGGCCACAUACCAGAAGGGCACACAAAUAAAAAAGGUUGUGAAGGAAAUGAAGUUUCCAACAUAAAGCUCGAUGGAAUAUCAAAAGAAUUCCCAACAACUGAAAUUGAAGAAGAUGAUGAAGAUGAAAAACCUAAAAAGUACCGUUCACUAGCUGAAAUAAUAAAGCAAUUGGAUCCUUUUGAUGCAUCAUGUACUUCCAAUACAAGGAUUGUUCGAAAAUGUAGGACUCCAAAAGGAAAAAAGUCUCGAGGUAAAAAAACAAAGUCAAAUAAGGGGGUACCAAAAGCAAAUAUUAAUAAGGGCCCAAAGAAUAAUAAACCUCAAAUUGAAAGAACUAGUGAUGUGAUUAUUACAAGGAAUACUCCUAUUGCUCGUGGCAUUGUUAUUUCGGAACCAACGGAAAAUGAAAUGGGGGGUGUGAAUAAGAAUGUUUCAAACAAUAAUGAAUGUGACAUUCUUCAUAAAGGAAAAGAGAAGAUGAUUGAAACUAAUGAGGAUUCAGAUUCUUCAUCCUCUUGGGUAAAUGAAGAGAUAUUUGUGUUUAAAGCCCAACGUUUUAGAAAUCCACCACAUUUUGGGGAAGGCACUUCAAAGCUUUUUGAAGAGAAUACUUCAAGAUCCCAACUCAAUAUUGGGGAAGGCAUGGAACAAAAUUCAUUGCAAGAUGUCCACACCCCUCCAAUCCAAGGAAAUAAUGUCCCCACAAAAGAGAAAGAGGGUGAGGGUUUAACAGGUGAUGUAUAUGACAUGAUCAUGCAUGAGGUUGCGGAUAUCCUUAAAAACAAGCUACCUAAUGUGGGAAUUAAUCAAAAUGGUUUGUUGGGAAACACACCACAAAAUGUAACAUUUCGUGCAACUGGUGGAGAAGAUGUGAAGGUCAAAAAUUGGAAUGCAAGAAAAAGUAGAUCCAAAAAGAAGAGAAAUCCCAAAGGAGGUAAAAAUGAAAAGAAGUGAAAUUCAUCCUUUUUCAUAGUUUUAUGUGAAAACAAGUUUUAUUGUUGAAGAUAUUUGGUUUGGAAAAUUGUAAUUUUAUUUGGAGUUUAAAAAUUAUUGUUGUGAGUGGCUUACAUUAAUUGUGAAAUUAGGACACCUUUUUAUUGGAGUUGUAUGCAUUGAAUUGGAUAGUUUUUGGGAUAAUUUUUUUUAAAGCUUUUGUCUUUUUAAUUUGUUUA